Messenger RNA from Syzygium oleosum, 1418 nucleotides. Its product is annotated as NADPH-dependent aldo-keto reductase, chloroplastic-like. The transcript has 7 exons. NCBI's taxonomy places the organism in Eukaryota, Viridiplantae, Streptophyta, Magnoliopsida, Myrtales, Myrtaceae. Gene Ontology annotation, cellular component: cytosol. The coding region runs from base 247 to 1194 and encodes 315 amino acids. The record is from RefSeq and is a predicted model, not a curated record. Gene Ontology annotation, molecular function: aldose reductase (NADPH) activity.
CUGUUGCUAGAUCAUCCUUAUCGAAACACAAGGCGAAUUCACUAGUAUCCACACGUUUCUAUAGUAGCGACGAGAUCUUUCCAUUUCGUUCUGUACGAAGAGGCUACUGUAGCUGUCACUCACUGUUCUCGUUCAAUUUCGAACUGGCUUUUGUUCCGCACUCCGCUGAGUUGAGCGAGUCUAGUCUUCUUUUGCUUUCCUGAACUUGCUUGGACCUCUGUUUUUAACGAGUAAGAAACCCAGAAAAUGGCCAAUGCGAUCAGAUAUUUUGAGCUGAACACAGGAGCUAAAAUCCCUUCAGUGGGAUUGGGGACAUGGCAGUCUGAUCCUGGGCUUGUGGGCAGUGCUGUCAACAUCGCCAUUCGGCAUGGAUACAGGCAUAUCGAUUGUGCACAAGUUUAUGCGAACGAAGCAGAGAUUGGAGCGGUUUUCAAGAAAUUGUUAGAAGAGCGCGUGGUUAAACGGGAGGAUUUGUUUAUCACUUCCAAACUCUGGAAUACUGAUCACGCCCCAGAGGAUGUGCCGGUGGCUAUGGAAAGAACUUUGAGCGACUUGCAGCUUGACUAUGUAGAUUUGUACCUCAUGCACUGGCCGGUACGGAUGAAGAAGGGAUCGGUGGGAUUUAACCCUGAAAACAUCGAGCAACAUGACAUACCGAGCACAUGGAGGGCAAUGGAAGCACUAUAUGAUUCAGGUAAGGCACGGGCCAUUGGAGUCUGCAAUUUCUCCACCAAGAAGUUGGCAGAUCUGUUGGAGAUUGCACGUGUACCUCCUGCUGUUGUUCAGGUGGAAUGUCAUCCUUCGUGGCAACAGAAGAAGCUACAUGAAUUUUGCAAAUCCAAAGGAAUUCACUUGACUGGUUUCUCGCCUUUGGGAUCGCCCGGCUCGGCCUUCAUCAAAAGUGAGGUGCUCAAGCAGCUGGUGGUGACCAUGGUGGCAGAGAAGUUGGGAAAGAGUCCAGCACAGGUUGCUCUAAGGUGGGGUCUUCAGAUGGGUCACAGUGUGCUCCCCAAAAGCACUAAUGAGAAAAGAAUCAUAGAGAAUUUCGACGUUUUCGACUGGUCUAUACCAGAUGAUUUGUUUGCCAAGUUUUCCGAGAUUGAACAGGCAAGGCUGCUUAGGGCGACAGUUUUUGUCCAUGAGACUCUCAGCCCAUACAAGAGCGUGGAGGAAUUCUGGGAUGGGGAGAUCUAAGCAUGGAAAGAUUUAAAGUAAAGAGGAGUGUGCAAACGUAUGGAAGUUGGUCAUUUCAUCCAGUUUAUGUCUGAAGUCAGUUCAAAUAAUCCUAGUUCUGUGUGCUAGAUAAAAUGUGUUGUAUUUGUUGUCUUGUUGCUGUUUGUGUUGAUUUGCAAUGUGAAAUGUCCAUGUUCAUGAAACUCUCUGCCUCGUCAAAUUGAAUUACCAAGUACCUUACGCUA